Molecule: messenger RNA, 1279 nt
Organism: Rana temporaria (common frog)
Lineage: Eukaryota; Metazoa; Chordata; Amphibia; Anura; Ranidae
Exons: 5
Coding region: 57-692 (211 amino acids)
Source: RefSeq, a predicted model, not a curated record
GUAUUUUAUCUAAACAAGCCUGCAACUACCUACCUAGGCUUCAACAUAUCCUAAUUAUGUUUCCUUUGGAAUUUAUUUUUAUUUUCUCAACCUUUGCAGCAACAGGUCAUUCUUUGAUUUGUACUGGAUGCUUUUCACCCAACGAGGACUCCUGCACUGGAUUUCCUAUAACCUGCCCACCUUCCUAUGUUUGUGCCUCUCAGUAUACCAUCUCUAUAAUAGGUGGUGUGGUAAUGAAGGAUUUUCAGAGAUUAUGUGUCCCACAAAAUGAAUGUAAUGUCACCGGAUCAUUCACGUUGAGUAGUCUAGUAGGGAAAAUAGCCACAACAUGUUGUUUUACUGACAACUGCUCUCCAGAAACACCCAAAGUACCAGAUGGCAGUUCCCAACCUAACGGAGUGUGGUGUCAGCAGUGUCAAGAAGACAUAGCCUCCUGUACUGGCUCACGUGUGGAGUGUACGGGCGAGGAUACCAUGUGUCUUUUGGAAACUCAGAAGACGACUACAGGAUCCCAUACUGUUUAUAGGUCAAAACGAGGUUGUGCCUCUAAAGGUUUCUGCUACAAAAGUAACAUGACUACCGACACAGGUGGUGUGCGUGAAGAAAAAACAUACAUCUGCUCGGGUGGUGGGCUGCCAGUGAUGCCACUACUACUCAUACAGCCACUUGCAUUGUUUUUGGCAUUCUAUUGAUCUGAGAUAAAAAUAAAGUUGAUCUUUUUGUUUUAUAUUCUGGAGUAAAAGCGACCAUUCGCCCAUUGAGUGUUUUGGUUUCCCUACGCCUGACUGCACUCAAAAUUUAGAAUCCCAUUCUUUUUAAUUGUCUCUUUUCACACUUUUACACUCAAUCACCCUAUGCUCUACAACCUCCACCCAAAAAAGUAAGUAAGCUUGUUUUUAGCAUAUUUAGGUCUUCUGGUCCCCGUAGACUUCAAUAGGAUGCACGUCAUGCAAUCAAACUAUUCUCCUCCCCUUGCCAAAGCCAGGAAACAAAAGUCUGAAGCUUGAUACACUUGCAAAAACACUUGUAAAUCUAAUUUAAUACACCUUUAAAACACCUACAAAAAAAAAUCCUGAAAAAAUGCGCUCUACUUACGCGCUGCUCAAGUGUAAAUGCAGGCUUAACCCCCUUCUUAGCCCCAGUGCCUCUUUUACAGGAUCUUUAUGCCCAGGAGGCAGAAAGGACUGCUUGAUCACAUGUGAAUGUCUGUCAGGCCUCGUACACACGACCGAGUUUCUCGGCAAAAACCAGCAAGAAACUUGCUGGGAUUUUUUUUUUG